Molecule: messenger RNA, 765 nt
Organism: Linnemannia hyalina
Lineage: Eukaryota; Fungi; Mortierellomycota; Mortierellomycetes; Mortierellales; Mortierellaceae
Source: the annotation of a GenBank genome assembly
AUGCUCACAACCGUCGUCCCAGGAUCAAAGCUGGUCCCUUCACACCUCCAAAACCAAUACAAAUACCAGGAGCAACAACCAGCAACCUUCAACCCCAACCGCCUUUCCCUCCCCAACGCUAAUGUCCUUCGCCUCCAGCAGCAAGCACAACAGCAGCAACAGCUGCAGCAAAAGCCCUCGCACAAGCAACUCUUCAUGCAGCAACUGCAGCAACAACAGCACCAGGAACAACAACAACAACAACAACAAAUGUAUGAAAAGUCCACUCCAAAGCCUCGACUCAGCCUUGACACCUCCGACGAGCGUCUACAGAACAUCACCUUUGUCAGCCAUAAUAACAGGCGGUACAUGAAGCUGUUCUCCCCAAGCCUUGUCGAUUCCCCUGUUACUUUUCUCGACAAGAAACAGUUGCUCGACGACAAGAAGCUAUGGGAAAACGGCCCCGACAUGGCCUUCCAGAAGCAGCUCGAAACUGAGAAGCGGGAAGCUUGGCGAGCGCGAUCGAAGCAGCAGAUGCGUGGAUUCUUCAUGGGCCUCUGGCUCGGAUGUUUGAUGGGCUUCUUGAUCCUUCAAUGGACCUCAGCAAAGGUGCUGUUUUGGAGCUCCGCUGCGAUCGUGCGCUCAGGCACACGGUGCACGAUUGCUGCGGUGGCCACCUGUGCUGCGGUCCUAACCUGCUUUGCCACCCUCAUCGUCAACCAGAGCCGCUACGCUCCCGAGUUCCAUAUCUAUCGGAGAACGGCUACCGUCGUCACCCUACCCUAA